AUCCAUUUGGGGCGGGGUUUUGUGAUUGACUGGAGCCGCUCGGUUCGGGUGGGUGAGAGUCGGUGGCGGCUGGCGAAUUGAAUGAGAUCGAGGAACGGGGAAUUGGUGCUGAAUCUGGAGCCUGCAGGAGGGUGUUGCUGUGAAGAUGUCGCAUCUAACUGGUGACUGCAUUCACUUAGAAUCAGUGGGCGAAGUAACAAAAGACGAACUAAUCGAGAAAUCUCAUGGUACUUGUCAAGACUGUAAAGUUGGAGGGCCUAACCUAUGGGCGUGUCUGGAGAAUGGCUGUUCCUAUGUUGGUUGUGGAGAAUCCCACUCUGAUCACAGUACCAUUCAUUCGCAGGAAACUAACCACAAUCUCACUGUUAAUCUUACCACCUUGAGAGUAUGGUGUUAUGCAUGUGGAAAGGAGGUGUUUCUGGAGCGGAAACUUGGACCUCCACCAAUAGUGCAACGUGGGAGAAUACCACAGGUGCAUGAACACCAGGACCCAUCUCCCUGUAAUCAGAUGCUGAAAGCUCCUUAUACGCUAGUGGGACAUGACCUAGAUGCAGAAUAUGACAACAUGAAGACAAGAGGUCUCACUGGAUUGAAAAACAUAGGAAAUACUUGUUAUAUGAAUGCAGCUCUUCAAGCUCUUUCUAACUGCCCACCGUUGACUUUAUUUUUCCUUGAAUGUGGCGGCAUGGUGCAAACAGUUAAAAAGCCAGCUCUAUCAAAAAGUUACCAGAAGUUGAUGGCAGAAGUAUGGCACAAGAAUCGCCCCAGCUACGUUGUGCCUACCAGCCUGUUCCAGGGAAUUAAAACAGUGAAUCCAAUGUUUCGGGGAUAUUCUCAGCAGGAUGCCCAAGAAUUUCUGCGUUGCUUGAUGGAUCAACUUCACGAAGAAUUGAAGGAACAAGUUGUGGAGCAGAUUGAAGACCCUUUAUCUGCAGCCAUGGAAGAGCAGAUGGAAGAAGAAAACCUGUCUGAUAAUGAAUUUCAGUCUUGUGAUUCAUGCUCUGGUAGUGACAAGGCUGAUCCUGAGACAAACUCCAAGAUCUCAGCAGAAGACUGCAUGGAGGCUGAGAUGCUUGUGCGUGAAGAAAUAAAGAAUUGUGCAUCAGCUAAAGGAUGGCAACGGGAGCAAAAUCUGCUGCAUAAGCUUUAUAGGCCCACCUCCAGAGAUGAUUUGGAUAAAGGCAUGGAUACUUCAACAGGUGCUGAUCAAAUAAUAGAGAGUGAUGGGACAGUCAAAGUGCAGAUACAAAGCAGAUUGCCAGAAAUUGCCUCUGACGUGUCUAUGCGCAGUCCCUCAAGACCAAGCAGUUCAGUGUCCAAUGAAACAACAAAUGCGAGGCUGUCCAGCAGUCCGCCCCGAUCCACUUCAGUGUGGGGUGGUCUUAUUUCCUCACAUAAAAAAGUUACCUCUUUUGCACCUCUUAAAAAGAGAAAGCAGAUGAAAUACAGGAGUGUUAUCUCUGAUGUCUUUGAUGGCACAAUUGUGAGCUCGGUGCAAUGUUUGACCUGUGAUCGGGUAUCCACCACCUUGGAGACUUUUCAGGAUCUCUCUCUGCCUAUCCCAGGAAAAGAAGAUCUGGCCAAGUUGCAUUCCUCAAGUCACCAAAUGUCCUUAGUGAAAGCAGGGUCAUGCGGUGAAGCGUACACUCCACAAGGUUGGAUAGCCUAUGUCAUGGAAUACAUUAAGAGUUGGUUCUGGGGUCCUGUGGUAUCCUUGCAGGAUUGUUUGGCUGCCUUCUUUGCCAGAGAUGAACUCAAAGGUGAUAACAUGUACAGCUGUGAAAAAUGUAAAAAAUUGCGAAAUGGAGUUAAAUUCUGUAAAGUGCAGCAGUUACCAGAGAUUUUGUGCAUUCACUUGAAGAGAUUCCGACAUGAGCUCAUGUUUUCCACCAAAAUCAACAGCCAUGUGUCAUUCCCUUUAGAAGGUCUUGAUCUUCAACCUUUCCUCGCUAAAGACAGCUCUCCUCAAAUUACAACUUAUAAUCUCUUAUCGGUUAUCUGCCAUCAUGGUACUGCCAGUUGUGGCCAUUACACAGCUUACUGCCUGAAUGAUCUGAAUAAUCGAUGGUUUGAAUUUGAUGACCAGAGUGUGAUGGAAGUGUCUGAAUCAACUGUGCAGAAUGCAGAAGCUUAUGUGCUCUUCUACAGAAAAAGCAGUGAGGAGAUGCAGAAGGAAAGGCAGAGAUUUGCUCAUCUACUGAAUAUGAUGGAACCUAGUCUGCUUCAGUUCUACAUAUCCCGUCAGUGGCUGAAUAAAUUCAAGACUUUUGCUGAGCCAGGUCCUAUUAGCAACAAUGAAUUCCUUUGUGCUCAUGGAGGUGUCCCACCUCAGAAGGCCAGUUACAUUGAUGAGCUUGUUGUGAUGUUGCCUCAGAAUGUGUGGGACUAUCUGUACAGCAGGUAUGGAGGGGGGCCAGCUGUCAAUCAUCUCUACACCUGCCAAACCUGCCAGAUCGAGAUUGAAAAAGUAGAAAAGAGAAGGAAGGUGGAACUGGAAAUGUUUAUACGACUAAACAAAGCUUUCCAAGAAGAAGAAUCACCUUCUGCUAUUUACUGUAUUAGCAUGCAAUGGUUCAGAGAAUGGGAAGGAUUUGUCAAGGCCAAGGAACAUGAACCUCCUGGUCCAAUUGACAAUGCCAAGAUAGCAGUCAGCAAAAGCAACCAUGUGUCUUUAAAACAAGGAGCUGAUUCUGGCCAGAUCUCCGAAGAGACCUGGAAUUACUUCUGCUCGAUUUAUGGAGGGGGCCCAGAAAUCACUCUGCGGCAGACUGUGAGCCAUCCUGAUCCAUCUUGUGUAGAAGAGAAAAUAGAUGUUGAAAUACGUCCGGUGCAAUAAUGUCAAAGGAAAAAUUUAAAGUACUGCAACUGUGAUGAAUUAUGCUGGAUUCUAAGCAUUCCAGGGUGUGAUAUAUUUUUUGAAAAACAAUUUCUGCAGUGGCAUUAAUGAUUUGUGUUUUAGGGACAAUCACAAAGUUAAACCCCUGUUAUAUAAAAUAGCUUGACAUAGGUUUUUGAUUUGUCUGAUAAACUGUCCUAAAAGGUUGGAGGUGUUUUCUCGUGGUAUGUGACUAGCUUUGAUCUGUGAAAGGCCCACACACUAAGAGUGUACUAGUGUGAAAUGGGUUGCUGAUAUUAAGUUGACUCAGGAAAGCACUGAUUUUUUUUUUGUUUGCACUGUACUGUACUGUAGAUGAAAAUUUAACAAUUUCACAACUGUUGACCAUGCUACUGUAAGCUGUUAAAGGAAUAUUCUCAGGAGAGCUUGCAAAAAUUGAGGCUAAAUGCAAUGUGGAGGACAGGCUAACUAACAGUAUUGUUCAUCUACAUUAGAAGCAAUAGAGAAAGCCAUUGCGUUGGUGCCAGUGCUAACUGUUUGACACCAGUUACUUUCUAAUCCUCUUCCUAUUUUGUUACAAUUUAAAAAUAUUUAUUUUUUCCUAUUUUCAAUAUUGCUACUUCAGUAGACACUUGUAUUAAACACUCUGUCUUUUGUGGAGAAAACUUCUUCCAUCUGAACUCUGUGUUCGUUUUACAGAUUUGAAAACCAAAUUUGAUCACCUUUCAUUGUUUACUAUGCUUUCACAAUACUGAAAAGCUUCCGUCUAAAUGAAAGCAGGGCAAUAUGCUGAACACAUGUCGAUUCUCCUCAGUUGGGGUACUCGCACCUCUGAGUCAUUAGGUUGUGAGUUCAAACCCCAGUCUGCAGACCCGAACACACGAUCAGGGCUGCGAUGACUGAAUUGCUACGUUGUUGGUGGUGCAAUCAGCCUCCUUUGUCACUUCAUGAGGAAGGGGUUUGUACGUUAACCCAGUGUCUGCUGGCUAUCUAGCAUACAACUGAGGUUGUCAACUUAUGUAUUGUCUACUGAAUAGAAUGGUUACAGCACAGGAGCCCAACUGCCCAGCUGAACCCCUUUUCGCAUGCUGUCAGAAAUUUAGCCAGUUCCACUUCCCCAUUCUGUCUUGUCAACCUGUGAUUCUGUGUCUCCUUUCAGGUGCUCAUCCAGUUCCCUGUUAAAUUAAUUAAAACAGCCACCUUCACCUCACUUUGUACAUUUCAUAACAUUUACAGCAUCAAAAGUAUUUUUCCUCCCCUGACAUGUUGCCUUUCUUUCAUCUGUAAUUCACCUUAAAACAGUGUCCUUACUUCUUGACCCUUCUACCAAUGGGAACAAGUGAGGUGAUAGGAACUGUCAUUAACAUCAAGAUAUCAUUUGAUCUGAGUGUGCUGUCAAAGGACAUCAUGGUAGAGGUCAUUCCCAGCACAAACAAAGAUGGUUGUGAGUGAUGAACCAGAGUCCUCUCAGACCCAGAUCAUGAAUAUGAGGUUUCUCAGGGUAGGUGUCCUAGGCCCAGCCAUCUUCAGUUAUUUCAUCAAUUUCCGUUCCUCAGUCAUAAGUUCAGAAGAGGGCCUGUUCAGUAUGUUUUGUAACAACUGUCAUUCGAAGUGCUACAGGCCAUAUGCUGGAAAAUGAGUAGACAUGCUUAGUGACCAGUGCAAGUAUACUGGGCCUCUUACUGUGCACCAAGACUCUGUGAUUAUGACAUCCAGUGCUGAAAGCAGUUUGUGCCUGCACGCCACAAGACCAAGACAACAUUCAGGUUUGGGCUAAGUGACAAGUAACAUUGGUGCAACAUGUUGAAUGAUCAUCUCCAACAUGAGAGAAUCUAACAGUUAUCUCUUGACAUUCAAUGGCAUUACCACUGCUGAAUCCCUUUAUUCAGUACCUUGCUCAGAACCUGAAUUAGACCAGCCAUGUAAAUACUGUAGGUCAGCAGUUGGGAAUUCUAUGGUAAGCAACUCAUUCCAUCUGAAAGGUACAAAUCAGGACAGGAAGGAAAUACUCUCCAACAAAAACAGAAAUUGCUGGAAAGCUCAGCAGAUGUGGCAGCAUCUGUGGAGAGACUGGGUCCUGUUACCCAUCUUCAGAACUGAAAUACUCUCCAGUUGUCUGGAUAAAUGCAGUUCCAACAACAUUUAGACCAGUUGCCAUUUGGCAUAAGAUGUCAUUCAGGAGGAAGCCACCCAGUAGAUGCACUGAAACAAAUGCUAAUGGUACACCAUGAUCAGCAGUAUUAUCUUCAAGAUUCAGCACCUUCCAAACCUGUGAUCUCUGCCACCUCAAAGAAUAAAGGCAGCAGAUGCAUAGCAAUGCUACCACCUGAAAUGACCUCUCCCAAGCAGCACCACAUCUUGACUUGGAACUGUAUUACUGUUCCUUGUUUUUCUACCCUGUGCACUGAUUUUAAAGGCCGGGUCAGUGUAAGCCUUUUUAAUCAAUUUGUUUUUAUCCUGUUCUUUAACAGUUCAUGCACAUGUAUCCUCAGGUCUCUCUCUCUUUUUGAACUAAAAUAAAGACCUGACGAUACAUGUGCAUGAACUGUUAAGAACAGGAUAAAAACAAAUUGAUUAAAAAGGCUUACACUAUCCAAGCCUUUAAAAUAGCCUCUCUUUAUUUUAAUCCAUUCAGUAUUUAUUGCCCAUCCCUAAAUACCCAGAGGGCAGUUGAGAAUUGACCACGUUGCUGUGGAUCUGGAUUCACAUGUAAAAAGGUGAAGUUGCCUUAGUCUUACCACACCAUAGGGCUGCUUAAGAGAGAGAGAGAACCUGAGUGUCACCAUGCCUCAGAUGAGGGGCACGUUGAGAAGGAGAUUCCUUCAGGGUAUUCUUGGCUGGCGUGAGAAUUUGUAAUGCAAAUGAGCUGACUGACCCCUGGGAUUCAUGUGUAGAAUGACAGAUUUCCUUCCCUGAAGACAUUAGUCAACUAGAUGCACUUGUAAGACAGUCAACAGUGGUUAUGUAGCCUCACUAAAGCUGCCUUUUAAUUCCAUAUUUUCAUGGAACUUUACAUUUAAUCAUUUAUCAAUGUGGGAUUUGAACACAUGUCCCCAGAACAGCCUGGAAUUCUGGAUGACCACUACAUCAUGUCUCCCCAGAAAGGAAUCAUUACCAAAAAGUUAUCACUUUAUUCUGCAUCAAACGUCACUUGUUAUGUCUAUUCCAACAACCUGUGUCCUCUUCCAAGACCACCACUGUCAUCCUCGCUGUUCACAAUCUUUCUGUGUUUUGUCUCAUCUAUAGAUUUUGAUAUUGUGCCCUAUACACUUAAGCCCACUUUAUUAACUGAGAUCAAGAUGAGCUGUGAUUGCAGUAUAAACCUUUGGGAAACUCAUUAUAUACUUCCUUCAGUCAAUAUAACCACUGCCUAUCACUACUAUUGCAACAUCUCAGGAGCUCCUGAGAUGCUGCUUGGCCUGCUGUGUUCAUCCAGCUCCACACUUUGUUAUCUUGGAUUCUCCAGCAUCUGCAGUUCCCAUUAUCUCUGACCCCUAUCACUACUAUUGAUCCCUUGUCUCUCAGCCAACUUUAUACCCAGUCUAUAAGUGGCACAGAUAAAAUGUUUGUUUGGUAUCUUUAGUGUAGGUAGGGAUGAGUUCAAUGUAGUAUUUCAGCAAGACUGUUUUCUUGGGAUCCAGACCCAGUCAGUUUCAUCAAUAUUCGAUUUGAUCUUUCUGGAUUCUUGCUGUGUAAAAAGCCACAUUGAGCCAACUCCCUCCAAAAGUAAUUCACUGUAAGCAGAGCAUUUUUGUGUAAUCGACAGACACUAAAAUUUUCUCUUGAUCUAUUCUCCCACAUAUUGAGUCCUGUGUUGCAACUGGAAUCCUGUUGUUGCUGAUUCCCUGAACAUUGUUUCUAAACACCACAAAUGAGAGUCUCCAAUCUCUAGCUUUCAUUAUCAUCUCUGGGACUGAAUGUACAGAGGCGACAGACACUAAAAAGGCAGUUGACCCCACAAGCCUGCCCUAAACUCCGGAUGGCUGGAGCGUCGUGACUCUCAAAACUCAGCCACUGCCAACUGGUUGAAAUAAACUUCAAUGAUAUUGUAUUAAUCUGUGGGCUUCCCACUGCAUGGACCAAUAAAGAGAAAAUUCUCAUCACAGUAAUAGUGUAAACUUUAAUCUGCAACAAAAGGAGCCUGUAUUGGGUUUAGACAGAUAAAUGUGAAUCUUGUCAAACUUCUUGGGAGUAUUCCACUAAAAGUGCAACUAAUUAUUCUUUAGGGUAAAGUUAUGUAAACAAAAAUGGUCCAAAGCUUGUUGGACUGACUAACUGCUCUUGCACCACAACCUAAUUGAAUUGAUCAUUUGAAGCCAUUCUCCUUAGCAUGUGCCUCGAAGGAAUGUUCCGUUAAAUUAAAACCAUGCAUUAGCCAGAAUGUAACUUUUCUGUUUCUAACAGGAUUUUCCCUUGAGCUUUUUUGUAUUAAUUUAUUUUUUAAAAUGAGCAUGUAAAUCUUAAUUGUGGCUGAUUUAAGUUGAACUUGCACUUUGAAGGAAUUAUGACUCUUAACUGUUUUUUAAAAAAUAAAUGCAACAAAUAAAAUCUUGUGUAAGGAAUGUACAAGAAUACCUUGACAAAUGUAAUUGUACAAUGAUCGCAGUUGGCGGAAUCGGGCUCCCUCAACUCUUAGAACAAAGCACUCAUUCCCAUACACCUCUGCAUGUUAUGUUUGUGACAUUAGAAUCAUCAAUGUGAAAAUGUGCUGAAUUGUCACAGAAGUACAGAAUUGUGGAAGUAAAGUUGGAAUGCAUAAUAAGUGAAAGAUAUUCUGUUAGUCAUUUAAUGCUCUAUAGCAAUAGUGACCGCCUCUCAUGUUCAAUAAAAGAAAUAACGUGAAUUCA
Messenger RNA from Stegostoma tigrinum, 7683 nucleotides. It is a transcript of the gene usp33, whose product is annotated as ubiquitin specific peptidase 33. Lineage: Eukaryota; Metazoa; Chordata; Chondrichthyes; Orectolobiformes; Stegostomatidae. The transcript has 24 exons. Bases 146 to 2836 code for a protein of 896 amino acids. The record is from RefSeq and is a predicted model, not a curated record. Gene Ontology annotation, molecular function: cysteine-type deubiquitinase activity; zinc ion binding. Gene Ontology annotation, biological process: protein deubiquitination.